Molecule: messenger RNA, 3482 nt
Organism: Effrenium voratum
Lineage: Eukaryota; Dinophyceae; Suessiales; Symbiodiniaceae
Source: the annotation of a GenBank genome assembly
GUGGAGACAGCGGCAAGAUUGUUGCUGCCAUGGAUCUUUUAUGGAGUUCCCCGAGUGUCUUUUCGCCGUACAGGCUACCAGAGCCUUCACCUUCCCAUCCAGUUUCACAGCCAAGGAGGGAGAGAGGCAAAGGAGAGAGCAAGGCUAGGCUGCUCUGUUUGGCUUGUGGAGUUGCCCUUCCGAGAAGCACGCGCUCUCGCAGUUCACGGCAACGACGGCAACGAUUCCGCACAUGCAUGCUGGCAGAUUGGACGAGGCGAGACCAGCUUUUGGCCAUUGAGGAUGAGGUGCAGCAGCUAUGGGAGAAGGAGAAAGCAUUUGAGGCGGACGCUGACGAUACGUCUCAAGAGAAGUACUUUGUGACUUUUCCCUUCCCUUACAUGAACGGAAAGCUGCACCUGGGACAUGCCUUUUCUCUGACGAAGGCAGAGUUUGCCGCCAGGUUUGCCCGGCUCUGCGGCAAGAAGGUGCUGUUCCCCUUCGGCUUCCACGGCACCGGGAUGCCCAUCGCCGCCGCGGCCCUGAAGCUCCGGGACUGCCUCAAGCGAAAGCGAAACGCAAGCGGCGCAAGCGGAGCCAGCGGAGCAAGCGGCGCAAGCGGAGACGGGGAGGAGUCAAGUGACGCGAAGGAGUCCAAGGCCAAGUCGAAGAAGUCCAAAGUCCUGGCAAAGACCGGUGGCCUCGACCAGUACGAGAUCAUGGUGGCGCUGGGGAUCCCAGAGGAGGAGAUUCCAAAGUUCACGAAUCCCCAGUACUGGCUCGAGUACUUCCCCCCGCUGGCCGUCCAGGAUUUGAAGCGCUUCGGAGCAGCUGUGGACUGGCGCCGUUCCUUUGUCACCACGGAUCUGAAUCCCUGCUUUGAUGCCUUUGUAAGAUGGCAUUUUCAAAAGCUCAGGGCGAAGUAUUUGGCCAACGGGAAGCGCCAGACCAUCUUCUCUAUCACCACUCAGCAGCCCUGCGCAGAUCACGACAGGGCCGAGGGGGAGGGAGUGAACCCGCAGGAGUACACCCUCAUUAAGCUCCGUGUCCAGGAGGUUCCGGAGGCCUGGUCUGAGACCUUGAAGCAAGAUGGGAAGCUCGGGGAUGUCUAUCUUGUGGCGGCGACGCUUCGCCCAGAAACCAUGUAUGGACAGACAAAUUGCUUUGUUCUGCCAGAAGGUGAGUACGGCUUCUUCCGCAUGCGGGAUGGCAGCAUUUUUGUUUGCAGCAAGCGCUCAGCUUUGAACAUGCUCUACCAAGACUUGAUGGACAAGGAGGAGCAAGAACCCACCUGCCUCAUGACAAUGACCGGACAGGAUUUGGUUGGCCUGCCUUUGGAUGCUCCGCUGUGUCUCUAUGACACAAUCUACGUCCUUCCCAUGUUUACAAUCUCCAUGUCCAAGGGCACAGGGGUCGUCACGAGCGUUCCCGCGGAGGCUCCCGAUGACUAUGUUUGCCUCAGGGACUGGCAAAGCCGCGCCAACUGGCGUGAGCAAUAUGGUGUGAAAGAGGAGUGGUGCCAGCCCUUCGAUGUGGUUGACAUCCUCUCCUUUCAAGGCGAAGGCGAAGGCGAACCCUCGGCGCCUGCGAUUUGUGAGAAGAUGAAGAUCGGAUCGCACCGCGAAAAGGACAAGCUGGCAGCGGCCAAGAAGGAAGUGUACCAGAAGGGCUUCUACUCGGGCGUGAUGAAGCGGGGUCCCUACAAGGGCCAGCCGGUGUCUGAGAUCAAGACGCAGAUCCGCCAGGACUUGAUGGACCAAGGCUUGGCCGUUCCAUACUUCGAGCCCGAGAGCCAGGUGCUGGCGCGGUCGGGCGACGAGUGCGUCGUGGCGCUGUGCGACCAGUGGUACCUGAAGUACAGCGACGCGGCCUGGACUCGGCGCGUCCAGAAGCACCUGGAGGACCUGGAGGCGUACACCGAGGCCGCAGGCAACGCCCUGAGCCAUGCCGUCGGCUGGCUCGGCGACUGGGCCUGCUCCAGGACCUUCGGCUUGGGCACCAAGCUGCCCUGGGACGAGAAGUGGCUCAUCGAGAGCCUUAGCGACUCCACCAUCUACAUGGCCUUCUACACCGUGGCCCACCUGGUGGAGGAUGCGAGCGAGCUUUCGGAGGAGGUCUUGGACUACGUGUUUUGCCUCUCGGAGACGAUGCCCGAGUCCCACAUUCCCAAAGAGCGGUUGGUGAAGAUGAGGCAGGAGUUCGAGUAUUGGUAUCCAGUGGACUUAAGAUGCUCUGGAAAGGACUUGAUCCAAAAUCACUUGACCAUGUGCCUCUUCAACCAUGCUGCAGUGUGGGAGGACGCAAAUAUGUGGCCCAAGGCUUUCUACUGCAACGGUCAUGUGAUGGUUGACGCUGAAAAGAUGUCUAAGUCCAAAGGCAACUUUCUCACGCUGGAGGAUGCUAUUGCGACCUACUCAGCAGAUGCAACCCGCAUUGCCUGUGCAGACAGCGGCGACGGUUUGCAAGACGCGAACUUCUCCACCGAGUCGUGUGGAAAGUCCAUUCUGCGCCUCACGAACCUGCAAGCCUGGGCUCAAGAUACCAUGGAGAAGCUACCCGAGCUGCGGCGCGGCGAGCUCACUUUCCUUGACAAUAUCUUCAACAACGAAAUCAGCAUUUGUGUGGAGAAUGCUCGCGAGGCCUAUUCCAAGAUGAUGUUCAGCGAUGCAUUGCGCUCUGUUUGGUAUGACAUGGAAAACCUUAGAUCACAGUACAGCAUCCUUGCCAAUGGGGAUGUGCAUGCUGAGGUAAUCCAGCGUCUUCUGGAGACACAGACCAUUGCGCUGUCUCCGAUAGCGCCACACUUUUGCGAGCACUUGUGGCGGAAUGUCCUGGCAAGGAACUCUUUGGUAGUGCAGCAAGCGUGGCCCACACUGGAAAAACCAGUGGACCCCUUUCUUGCCAGACAAUAUGUCCUGAUUCAGAGCUCACUGCGGUCGUUCAGGCUGCAACUGGAAAAGUUCAAGGCGCCUAAGAAGAAGUCAAAGCAGCCGCCAGCUAUCCCGACACAUGCCACUAUCUUUGUGGCCAAGCAGUACCAGUCGUGGCAAGUCGAGGUGCUGAAGGUCCUGCAAAAGAUUGAGCUUGAUGAGAACAACGAGCCUGUUGACAAGAAUUUCAUGGGGCGCCUGCGCGAAGCGGAGACCAUAAAACGCUUUUCCAAGCAAGAGCUGAAGCAGGCGAUGCCGUUUGCUUCCUACAUGAUGAAGCAGGAAGUGAAGCCCAGGGGAGCCGAGGCACUAGAGUUGGAGCUGCCUUUUGACGAGGCGGCGAUGCUGUCGGAGCUGCGGCCAGCGAUCGAGCGGCAGCUGGGCGUGGCGCUGCGCGUGGCCGGGGCCGAGGAAAUCGGAAAACGCGGAGAGGCGAAGGCGCAGCCCGGGAAGCCGCAGAUCGUCUUCGAGGCGGCCUGACAGCCUCACGGCCUCACGGCCUUUCGGCCUGACGGCCUGACGGCGCGCCGGAUCUCGCAGAUUUUCUCCUUCGCGGACAGUCCGCCCCAGACC